This is a messenger RNA of Rhea pennata, 4768 nucleotides long. It is a transcript of the gene PLEKHF1, whose product is annotated as pleckstrin homology and FYVE domain containing 1. The record is from RefSeq and is a predicted model, not a curated record. Gene Ontology annotation, cellular component: lysosome; early endosome. NCBI's taxonomy places the organism in Eukaryota, Metazoa, Chordata, Aves, Rheiformes, Rheidae. Bases 2408 to 3229 code for a protein of 273 amino acids. Gene Ontology annotation, biological process: endosome organization; positive regulation of intrinsic apoptotic signaling pathway; endosome to lysosome transport. The transcript is spliced from 3 exons. Gene Ontology annotation, molecular function: phosphatidylinositol binding; metal ion binding.
GCGGCGCGGGGAGCGGGGAGCGGGGAGCGGCGCGGGACGUGGCGGCGCGUUCCCGCACAGCACCUCAUCCAGCUUUUGUUUGUAAGAAAUGUGAGGAGAACACAUCCCAGGAGAGUGCACCCUUGGAGGAGUACUCAUGAUGACCACCUCGUGACUAUGGACUGUUGGCUCGGCACUGAUCUCAGGAGAGAAGGGCAUGGGCUCCUUCUUGCAUUCAGCAUGCCAAAGCCUGCCUCUUUCUUUCCCUCCUUUUGUUCUUCAGAAAGCAGAAUGUUUUCAGAAACAUUUUGCUACUCUAGAGCUGCUCAUUUCUCUGACUUCUUCUGAAGGUAGUUUGUUAUCUACAUUGCAGUUAAUUUUAAAUUGCACUUCAUACUGAAGAACAUACGUGAGUGAAUAUGCUCAGCCUUGUCCAACUCCAUCAAAUCUGUCUGGUGCUUCAAUACCCUGAAGAAAUACAUCCUUACAGAAAGAAGUCAGAGACCCUGGGGUCAUCUCUCUGAUUCGAGGGAGGCCAUGGUUUUGUCCUCUUUUAGUGACUUGUCAGAUCAUAUUCACCUUAUCCUGUCACUAUCAGAGAUGAUCCCCAAGCUCUUGAAAGACCAUUCUUGGAACGAUCAUCACAGAGUCGACGGGGCUUACAGAGGCGAUGCUCCUGUUCUGGCAGACUCCAGACAAGCCCGUGUGCUUCCAAAGGUGCUGUCCCCGUGGAUUAACAAGAAAUCCCAGUGAUGUGCAGUCACAGGAGCCAGCUUUUCAGAAGCACUGGCUGCACAACACUUCUCAGUGAAAGCUGUUUCUGCAGACCAGCUCAUUUCAUUCAGAUUCUCUCCUUAGGCUAAACCAGUGCCUUAACUUUCUGCAGACUGUAGGGAAAUUCAGAAUAUCCUGGUCGUCUCCAAAGAAAAAUAUUCUGGAAACUCAGAAGAAUUAAGCAGUCUGUUUGUUAAAUAGCUCAGGCAAGAGAGAAAUAGUGCACAGCAACCUUGAACAGCUAUUCUGUGGUUUCCCUUCUAGCAGUCUGAAGAGGUGCUUUGGGGUGAAGGGCAAGACAAGAAUUUAAAUCAUCAUUAUCCCAAAGACAUAGGACUCAGCAUGUUAUCCUCUUUCUCUUCCCUUUCCCAUCUGGGUUCCAAUACUCCACAGCUGUAAAGGUUCAGUACAAGGAUGGGAAAUACUGUGGACAGGGCCUCUGUAUUAGUGAUUCUAUGAAAUGCUAAUAGAAACUAGGGCUACACACAUUCCUAUGAUCUCUGAGCUACCUCGUGAUCUCUGAACUACCUUUAUAUCUCUGAACUCGCUUAAAGAGGAAAUGACUCACUUUCUCGUGGACGUUAUGCCUGUAUGGUCUCACUCAGGGCAAUACCAUUAAACACAGAAAGAAUUAGGGUCAAGAAAAAAAAAAUGAACUUGCAAACAUAAAUUGCUUCCCUUCCUACAAAUUAGGAUAGCAAAACAUUUGCUUUUGUUUCAGACUAUCUGUAUGUUUAAAAAUGUGUAUUUAGAAAAAUCCUAGUUACUAUGAGAAUGAUGGUGCGGAGGUGUAGGGAAGGAUGAGCAUGCUUUCUUCUUACUUCCCCUUCAGCAUGGGUCAGAGCAUUUUCAGAAUGAUGUGUCUUUUAACUGGAGGCACUGGUGGCCCAUACAUAGUUGGGGUAGCGGAGGCAGGUGUUGGCUUGUGUGGCUUUGUUCACAUGGAUGGUAGUUUUUUUCCUCUUGUCAUUCAAGGAGAAUCAGAGGCAACAAACAACAGUGCACGCUGGCCUUUUCUUCUAAAACAUUACCUUAGCUCUGGCUCAGAAUGGCAUAGUAACUCAAGAAAAGGGCGUAUGGUCAGAAGUGUGAGAAUUGCUCCAAAGACCAAGGAUUUUGCCCCGAGUCUGCAUCAGCCUGCCAUCAGUUAGCUCCCUGCACUAGCACGACGUCUAUGCUGUGUUGCAGCUGUGCUCCCUGCCAUCAGCACCAAGAGGGCAGGGACAGGAUGGGGAUGGUGCUGGGACCCUCUGAUUAUCACAGUACAAUAACUCCUGUGCAAGUAUGUAACCACAUACAUAACCACAUAAAAGUACUACAUAAAAGGUACGUCAGACCAACCUGCUUUCUCUAUUAUGGGAACACAGUUACACUGGUAGAAAAGGUUGUACUGGAAUAGGUGACUCCACAUUAGAGGGCUUGUAUUGCUUUAAACUGAACUGCUUUAACUAGCCACUAAAGCAGGUCAGAAACUUGUGUUUAUUACCUCUUUAAAGCAAUUUUUCAAAGUAAAGCAUGAUGAGAUUUAUCAUAAUCACAGUUUAGAUUAGAAAUUUCUCUCCUGGGCCUGAGUCUGCUACCCGGUCAACUGGUACAGUUGUUUGGUGCAGCUUCACCACUUCCUUUAUUUUCCUUUCUUCAGAGCAAGCUGGAGAUGGUGGACCAUCUUGUAAACACUGAGAUCAACAGCCAGCGCAUUGCCGCUGUAGAAAACUGCUUUGGGGCAUCUGGGCAGCCCUUAGCUGUACCAGGGAGGGUCCUUUUAGGGGAAGGGAUUUUAACCAAAGAAUGCCGCAAGAAACCCAAACCUCGUAUAUUCUUCCUUUUCAACGACAUCCUCGUGUAUGGGAGCAUAGUGAUCAACAAAAGAAAAUACAAUUCCCAGCACAUAAUCCCCCUUGAAGACGUGACUUUGGAGACACUGCCAGACACCUUGCGGAUGAAGAACCGCUGGAUGAUUAAAACCUCAAAGAAGUCCUUUGUGGUUUCUGCAGCCUCCCUCACAGAGAGGAAAGAGUGGAUCAGCCAUCUGGAGGAGUGCAUCAGACACCUUCUGACAAAGACAGGCAGGCAGCCCUCCACUGAGCAUGCUGCCCCUUGGAUCCCGGACAAGGCGACAGAUAUCUGCAUGCGCUGUACCCAGACCAAGUUCUCCACACUCACCCGAAGGCAUCACUGCCGCAAGUGUGGCUUUGUCGUAUGUGGAGACUGCUCCCGGCAGAGGUUUUUGAUGCCACGGCUCUCCCCCAAGCCCCUGAGGGUCUGCAACCUGUGCUACAGACAGCUGCUGGCAGAAAAGAAGAAGGAAGCAGAGGCUGAUCUCAGGCAGCCAGAGCAGUUCCAUGCUGCCAUGCCAGGCUACGAACCUUCUAGUGGUGACGACAGUGACAAAUCUGAUGAUGACAAAGUGGACCAGUGGCCAGCAGACACAGAGUUUUAUACUUCAGAAGUAUCUUGGUCAUCUUUCCAUAGCUGACCCUCCUGGGAGUAAGUGGCAUUUGAAAACUGGGAAACCAACUUCUGGCCUCCAAUGCAUGUCCUUCUUGAUAGUUUCUUUGGAGGCUGUACUUAGGAAGGUGGAUAUUGGCCCCUGUGUGUGCAGUCUAUUUGGGGGACAGGCAUAGGAGGUUGCGCCUAGAAAUUCUGAGAAUUUGUAUCAUGUUACACAAGCAGGUAGAGAAACAGACUAAGGCAGAGGAGACCUGCAGCUCAAUGCUGGUCCAAGUGAGUUCACCCUUCUGUGCCUUAGUUUUCCUGUCUCCAAAAGUGAAGCAAUACUAAUCUAUUUUCUUAAAUGUUUUGAGAUCUACAAUUGGAAGGAAGAGGAGCAAGAAAUCAUUGAUUUAAAUAUGCUUGUCUGCUAGGGAUGAGUUUGUCUUUCUGAGGCUAGAGGACCUCCAGAUGGGCACUGCAGAAGCCUGGUGCUUUUGCUGGCUGUGCUCUGUGGAGAACAGAAAAAUUCCAGGGCUGGCAUUUUCCAUAAGCAUUACAUUUACUCUAAAAGAUUCUCAUCAUAAGUGUGCAAGCCCAGCCAGACAGCUUCUCUGCAGCAAUAUAAGCAUAGGCUUUGCUUACUACACUAGGUUUUCUGAACCUUGGAAACACUAAAGGAAUCAUGCUCUGAAUGCAGAGAGGUCAUAUGAGGCUUGAGAGGAGCAACUGUAGCAAAGCGCUAGAGCAUUCAGCUCUCAGAUGGAAAGAAGCCAUUUUGGUGAUACCAGGCAAGCAGGGAGGGAGGAGGAGAGGAAAACAGGCCUAAGAUUUUAUACAGAGGAAUGAGGUAAGGAAGAGGCUUCCUGCAGUUGACUCAACUAAGUGUAAAGCCUCAGAUCUCAAAAUAGGUGGAUUCACCAGAUUACCAAAGGCUGAUAAACUCAAGCCUAUCAGGUAAAAGAGUAGCCCAGGGAAGAGUUGCUAAAAGUUUUGAAGGAAGAUCCAGAAAAUGCCCUAGAUUAGGAUUGUGAAGUGCAGCAUUUCAACUUUCACUGGCCUCCUGAGCAAGACCCCAAGGAAAUGGAUGCUUACUUGUGUGCUCAUCUCAUUUGUAUCAGUUUCACUGAGUUCAAAGUUAUGAUCCUGAAUGUCUUUUCAAGACCAGACCCCAAGACUUUAUAGUUGAGUUAAUUUGAACUCUUAAGUUCAUAUCAGGUUAGAAAUAAACUGUUUUAUUCAAAUAUUCUAUCCUAAUAUAAGUUAGACAACAGCAAUUGUAUUGCAGCAGACACUUCUACAACAAAAUCUCAGUUAUUUCUUAGUAUAUUUUUGUACUGUGUAUCUUAUACUCUGGAAAGGAACAUGAAUGAGAGUAUGCUUGCAAUGUUACAAGCUAUUUCCUUACCAUUAGCUGGUCCAAAUACUGCAUUGUAUGACAAAUGGCCAGACUUAAGUAUUUUUAAUUUACAUUCAAAAUAAUUAUUCUUACUUUCUUGUAAACUGCCAUUGUCCAGUGAAUUUGUAUUAUAUGACUGUAUGUGAAUAAAGAUAUGAUCAACUGGAAGAAGCCAGGAAAGCACAA